Messenger RNA from Serpula lacrymans var. lacrymans S7.9, 680 nucleotides. RefSeq lists its product as uncharacterized. The record is from RefSeq and is a predicted model, not a curated record. Lineage: Eukaryota; Fungi; Basidiomycota; Agaricomycetes; Boletales; Serpulaceae. The transcript has a single exon. Bases 156 to 320 code for a protein of 54 amino acids.
UGGACCACUGGAGGAAACAUCCUGCGAAUGAGGCGCGCGUGGCCUGACAAAAUAUUCAUCUUCACUAAAAAUUGAAAAUAAAUCCGCGCGUCAAGUUAUCAGAAACAUGCAAACUUCAAAAAAAAAAAAAGAGAAAAGAUCAUUACAGUAUCGAUAUGUCUUCCGAGCAAUGGAGAAAUAGAUGCUUAAGCAUUGUGAUCCAAAUUGGAAUGGUGGGGCGAGGACAACCGUAUGCAACGCUGCCACUGAGGGCGCGUAAAUCAGACGAGGCCGUCAUGACCAAGUCAAACACGACUUUCAAAGACGUAGAGCCGCCAUAAUUCUCGGUCGUUACUAUAUGAUCAGUUGAGUAUCCAGAUAGAAGAUCUACAGAAUCAGAGGCACAAGGGGACGUGAAAGGGUAUGGACCGGUGGCAAGCCAAGAUGGGAGUGGCUGAGAAAGUAAGUCUGCGAGCUUCGCUACAGGAGGAGGCCAGUCAUAAAUAUCUUCAAGCUCGUGAAUCACUGUCGUCGCAUCCAUGGAGUAGAAGGUUAUAGCGGUGGAAUAUGAUGUGUAAGCCCGUGACCUGUUGCGAUUGUUCCACUCGAGGUCUCUUGAAUCGUGUAAUGCGUUGAGUACUAGCUUCCGUUUGAAAAGGAGAGAAGUCGUAGUUUUUAACGUCAUUUACAUGAUACAAACC